Archocentrus centrarchus (flier cichlid) is the source of this 2727-nucleotide messenger RNA. It is a transcript of the gene sptlc2b, whose product is annotated as serine palmitoyltransferase, long chain base subunit 2b. Gene Ontology annotation, cellular component: serine palmitoyltransferase complex. The coding region runs from base 144 to 1838 and encodes 564 amino acids. The record is from RefSeq and is a predicted model, not a curated record. Gene Ontology annotation, molecular function: serine C-palmitoyltransferase activity; pyridoxal phosphate binding. Lineage: Eukaryota; Metazoa; Chordata; Actinopteri; Cichliformes; Cichlidae. The transcript has 12 exons. Gene Ontology annotation, biological process: sphingosine biosynthetic process; ceramide biosynthetic process.
UCCGGCAGUCUCGUGUCGCACGGUUCACGGUGGGCGUUCAGCAGCGUCGUCUUCGUCAGCUUCAUACAAAACAUCACGGAACCGUUACACAAGUUAGGCCGCUUCAAAAGCGCGAAAUUUCCAGGCUUAGCCGGUUGACGAAGAUGACAGAAAGUGCUACGAGUAAGCUGCUAAACGGAGACGUUUGUCACAGGACCUCAAACGGUAGAAAGGCCAGAAAAAAUGGCUUCGUGAAGGAACACUGCCUGUUUGAACAGCCACAGAAGUAUCGCCGCCCUAGAGAGAAGAACCAAAAUGUCCCCCAUAAUUCCAGCUUGUACAAGAAGCCAUUUGUGGAAUCCUUCGAGGAGACUCCCCUGUGGGUUGCUGUGCUCACAUACAUGGGCUAUGGCAUCCUCACCGUCUUUGGCUACCUCAGAGACUUCCUCCGACACUGGAACAUCGAAAAGUGUCAUGUGGCUCGUGAGAGAGAGGAACAGAAGGAUUUUGUUCCCCUCUAUCAGGAUUUUGAAAACUUUUACACCAGGAACUUGUACAUGAGGAUCCGAGACAACUGGAACCGACCUAUCUGCAGCGUUCCUGGUGCCAAAAUGGACUUGGUAGAGAGAGUAACUCAUGACUACAACUGGACUUUUGAGCACACGGGGAAAGUGGUGAAGGACGUUAUCAACAUGGGUUCAUACAACUACCUAGGCUUUGCUGAGAACACUGGAUCUUGUGCCGAUGCUGCUGUUGAGGCCACAAAAAUGUACGGAGUGGGAGUGGGCAGCACUCGCUGUGAGCUGGGAAACCUGGACAUCCAUGAGGAAAUGGAAAAGUUGGUUGCCAAGUUCCUGGGUGUUGAGUCAGCUAUGGCUUUCGGCAUGGGCUUCGCAACCAAUUCCAUGAAUAUUCCCGUUCUCAUGGGGAAGGGUUGUCUCAUCCUGAGUGACGAGCUGAAUCAUGCGUCGCUGGUGCUGGGCGCUCGCCUGUCGGGCUCCACAAUUCGGGUCUUCAAACACAACAACAUGCAAAGCCUUGAGAAGCUACUGAGAGAUGCCAUCGUACACGGGCAGCCGAGAACCCACCGACCCUGGAAGAAAAUUCUUAUUGUGGUGGAGGGCAUUUACAGUAUGGAGGGGUCUAUCGUACGUCUGCCAGAGGUCAUAGCUCUGAAGAAGCGCUACAAGGCCUACCUGUACUUGGAUGAAGCUCACAGUAUCGGCGCCCUGGGCCCUAAUGGCAGGGGGGUGGUGGACUACUUUGGCCUGGACCCCAAAGAUGUUGACAUCAUGAUGGGGACAUUCACCAAAAGCUUUGGUGCUGCUGGAGGAUAUAUUGGAGGCAAAAAGGAACUGAUUGACUACCUGCGCCACCACUCUCAUAGUGCCCUGUAUGCCACCUCCAUGUCCCCUCCUGUGGCCCAGCAGAUAAUCACCUCUAUGCAGACCAUCAUGGGAGAGGAUGGGACCACACUGGGUGCUGAUCGCCUCCGACAGCUUUCAGAGAACACCACCUACUUCCGCAGAAGACUACGUGAAAUGGGCUUCAUCAUCUACGGCAAUGACGACUCACCCGUCGUACCCUUGAUGCUGUACAUGCCUGCCAAAAUUGGGGCCUUUGGUCGGGAGAUGCUGAAGAGGAACAUCGGCACAGUGGUCGUCGGCUUUCCUGCGACACCCAUCAUUGAGUCCAGAGCACGCUUCUGUGUUUCAGCUGCUCAUACCAGAGAGAUGCUCGACACAGCAUUGGAGGCCAUCAGCGAAGUGGGCGACCUUCUGCAGCUGAAGUACUCAAGAUAUGAGCAGCCUCUUCCCUCAGUGGGGUGGAUGUCUGAGGAGAGUCUUCUUCGAGACUGAGUCGUAUCAUCCCCUCCUUGUCACAUCACGCUUUUUUCCCCUGACUCGCCGCCCCUCCCUUAGCUUUUCAUGUCCGAUAUCCGUCUGUUGCCCCAUCAUUUUUCUCUGAGCCAGGCUCUGCAUUUGAGUUGUCCGUAUCUUUUCACAUCUGACUCCAGUGGACUCAAAGCCAAAGUCCCAACAACUCCACCCCGACCAAAUCACCCACACACGUCUGUGUCCGUUGUUGCAAAGUCCAUUCAGAGCCUUCCAGUUUGUCCUAACUUAUGGUGACUGCAUUUCUAAAAAAGUGAAGUCUUAUUCUUGUGCGCACAUUGAAUGUGUAUCUUAUUUGUGCAAUAACAGCAGUGUGGCAUUUCAUUCAAUUCAAACAACCUAGAGCAAAGUAAAAAGAGCUUUCUUGCACUUAGAAAGAAAUCUGAUCACAGCUCCCGCUAUGACAAACACAAGAGGAAAUGAUAUGUAAAUAUUAUUUAUCACAACAUUGGUAAUACUGCCUCAGGGUAGUAUCCCAAACCUCAGUGAGAGAUGCAUUAUUUCACAGGAAUAAGCAUGUGUUCUGUAUGUUUGUCUGCUUUUUAUUUCUUAUCACUUUUACUUGAACAGAGAGAUUAUUGGGUUCUUUUCCCUAACCAAAGGAUGUAAGUAUAUGUAUAGAUUAUAUUUUCUAACCUUCCUGUUAAAAUGCAAAGCAGAUGUUCCAAAUGAAAACAUUUAACAGGGAAAGAAUUUCAGAGAGCAAGACAGAGGAUUUUUUUUUUUAACUACAUAUUUUCUAGAAAUAUUUUUCAGCUUUAUUUACUGUUUACACCUGCACUCAAAGGUUUGAACCUAGUGUCCGUAAUGUCUCUAUAAGCUAAUGAGCUACGCGUGUGAUUACCCCCCCCCC